UCUGACAGGCAUGCAAGUAUUACACAUGCCUUGGAAACUAUUUUCCCCGAUGCCUAUCACGGUGCUUGCUACCACCACAUUAGUAUGAAUGUGGUUGCUAAAUUCUAGACUGAUCCUUGUCAUGUGUUGAUGUAUAAUGCGGCAUAUGUUUUUAGGAAAUUCGAGUUCCACGCUAACUUCGAAAAAAUCAAAUCAAAAGACCCAGCCAUUGCUCAAUACCUAGAAGGAAUGGGUUUUGAUAAGUGGUCCCGUGCUUACUUUCCUGGAAAUAGGUAUAAUAUAAUGACAAGCAAUUACGCUGAAAGUUUCAACAAUAAGACCCGGGACGCUAGGAGCUUUCCGAUAACUACAUUCGUCGAAUUUAUUCGCUUCACACUACAGUCCUGGUUCUGUAAUAGGAGAGAAACUAGCGAGAAGACAACUACCACUCUUGCACCGACCUAUGAGAAAAAUUUGGUGGAUAUGGCUGAGAAAGCUCGAUUCUUGAUUCCUUAUGCAAUAGGGAGGCAUGAGUUCCGUGUGUUAGAUGGUGAGCUGAAUGGUGAAGUCGACCUCCUGAAUAAGACAUGCACAUGCGGCGUGUUUCAGAUUAUUGGUAUCCCAUGUGCUCAUGCACUAUCUGGAUCCCUUAAGCGAGGGGUGAACUUUUAUUCGUUGUGUUCAGAUUACUAUAAAAUUGAGACAUGGAGGUCCUCUUACAUAGAAUCUAUAUAUCCUACUGGUAACGAGCAAAAGAGUGGAUUGUUCCACAUGACAUUAUGA
Molecule: messenger RNA, 762 nt
Organism: Humulus lupulus (European hop)
Lineage: Eukaryota; Viridiplantae; Streptophyta; Magnoliopsida; Rosales; Cannabaceae
Exons: 2
Coding region: 130-762 (210 amino acids)
Molecular function (GO): zinc ion binding
Source: RefSeq, a predicted model, not a curated record